AUGUCUUCGAAUCCUACCACAAAAGAGGUAGUUGUGGCGGCACCCGUCGAACCUCACAAUCUGCGCAAAGAUAAAAGUCUAUGGCGUGAUUUGACCUCCUACUGGAUAUUGGGUCUCUGCAACAACUACGGCUAUGUUGUGAUGUUGAGUGCCGCUCAUGAUAUUAUUGGGCAAUUUCAUGCGGAUACCCCCUCGGAUAACGAUGUCAGCGGCAAUGGACGUGAGUGUCAUAUUGUCUCAACGGGUGCUAUUCUUUUGGCCGAUAUUUUACCCUCCUUGUUUGUGAAAAUCAUUAUGCCCUUCUUUCCCUUUUGGGUGCAUUUCCGUAUUGCCUUGGCUGUGAUAUUCUCCGCUGCCGGUUUCCUUUUGGUCGGUUUUGCCUCAGCCGAAUGGAUGGCUCUGCUGGGUGUGAUUAUCACAUCGGCUAGUUCGGGUAUUGGAGAGACCACCUUCUUGGCGUAUUCAUCGAAUUUUAAUAAAAACGUUGUCUCCACCUGGUCCUCUGGUACGGGUGGUGCCGGUGUCAUUGGUUCCCUCUCCUAUGCUACCCUGCGUUCCCUAGAUGUCAGCCCUCGCGAUACCAUGUUAAUUAUGUUAGUCUUCCCCGUCAUUGAGGCCCUUUCAUUUUGGGUACUGUUGAGGAAACCCACCGCCGUUUUACCCGUCACCAAUGUUGAAUCAACCGAAGAACUCAUUGUCGAUGAUCGUCCUCUAGAAGGUUUCAAGGAGAAAUUGAUCUACAUUAAACAGCUGGUGAAAUAUAUGGUUCCCUUGGCCUUGGUCUACUUCUUUGAGUAUUUCAUUAAUCAGGGAUUGUUCGAAUUGGUCUACUUCAAGGACACCUUCCUGGACAAGGCUGCCCAAUAUCGUUGGUUGAAUGUGGACUAUCAAAUCGGCGUCUUCAUAUCCCGCUCCUCGGUUAACGUGUUCCAAUUGAAUAAGAUAUGGUUGAUGUCCGUUUUCCAAUUCGUCAAUGUGGUGUACUUCUUGACAGAGGUCAUCUACUUUUAUACUCCUAGUAUUUGGAUAACAUUCGUGAUUGUCCUGUGGGAAGGUUUGCUGGGUGGUGGUGCCUAUGUUAAUACCUUCUAUCGUAUGUCCAAGGAGAUACCACCUGGCCGUCGACAAUUUGCCAUGGCUAUGGUGGUGCAAUCAGAUUCCUAUGGUAUUGCCCUAGCUGGAUUCCUAUCGAUACCGGUCCACAAUGCAAUUUGUGCCUUGCCAGCGGCUGUGAGAAGUAUAUCGUGGUAA
Molecule: messenger RNA, 1251 nt
Organism: Musca vetustissima
Lineage: Eukaryota; Metazoa; Arthropoda; Insecta; Diptera; Muscidae
Product: battenin-like
Exons: 5
Coding region: 1-1251 (416 amino acids)
Biological process (GO): regulation of intracellular pH; lysosome organization
Cellular component (GO): membrane; lysosome
Source: RefSeq, a predicted model, not a curated record